Messenger RNA from Malus domestica (apple), 1084 nucleotides. Its product is annotated as probable calcium-binding protein CML23. Lineage: Eukaryota; Viridiplantae; Streptophyta; Magnoliopsida; Rosales; Rosaceae. Gene Ontology annotation, molecular function: calcium ion binding. The record is from RefSeq and is a predicted model, not a curated record.
UUAGUCAAGCAAUCAAACGGAAACAGAAGAAAAUCUGAGAAUUCUAAAUCCUAAUUCUCUCUCUCUCUUACUCUCUCACUGUAUUUGCUGCGAUGUCGAAGAACGAUUCGAUUUCGAAAGGCUCGGGAAUCGGCGCCUCCGGCUCCAUGGAGGAGCUGAAGAAGAUCUUCAACAAGUUCGACAAGAACGGCGACGGCAGGAUCUCCUGCGACGAGCUCAGGGGCAUUUUCGGCGAGCUCGGCUCCGAGACGGCCUCCCUGGAGGAGGUGCAGCGCAUUAUGGCGGAGUUCGACAAGGACGGCGACGGCCACAUUGACAUUGCGGAGUUCGCCGAGAUCAUCAAUGGCGGAUCCACCAAGGAGCUUCGCGACGCGUUCGACCUAUACGACCUCGACAAGAACGGGCUGAUCUCCAAAAGUGAGCUGCACGAGGUGCUGAAGCGGCUGGGGCAGAAGUGCUCGCUCAAGGAGUGCGCGAAGAUGAUCGGCUCCGUCGACGCCGACGGCGAUGGCCACGUAAACUUCGCCGAGUUCAAGAAGAUGAUGACUCGAAACUAAAAGCGAUCGGAUCGAUAUAUUGUGCAAGUGGGUGGCCGUAACAAAAGGUUGGGUGGCAUUAAUGAUAAUUGGGUGGCGUUGCCGUGUUUGGGAUGGGGAGUGGUGGUUGUACCGAAUAUAAUACGCAUAUGGUCAUGUGGUCAUAGCUGACCUCAACGCGGAAUUGGGCUUUUGAUGUUGGUCCCAUGGGUCGUGGAUACUGGAUGACCGUUCGAUUGAAGACACAAAUCGUGCUUUUUGUGUGCAUUUUGGUUGCUCUGUACUCCUUCUCGUCCUAUUUAUCUUGUUCGGACUCAAGAAUAUUUUCUCAACGAAUAAUUAAUUAUAUUUUUUAUAACUUUUUGUUAAAAAUGUGGUAGCAUGCUUUCUAGUAAAACUAUCGACCCCAAGAUCUUGGAGGGGAAGCCGAGUUUCGGGAUAAUGCUUUCUAGGAAAUUGAUGUUGUUUGCUGUCUACGACUCCUUUGAUGCAAUUUUCUAUGUGAGAAUUGGGCAAUAUAGUAAAUAAAACACAACGUAAUUUUGCUA